Molecule: messenger RNA, 5115 nt
Organism: Paramuricea clavata
Lineage: Eukaryota; Metazoa; Cnidaria; Anthozoa; Malacalcyonacea; Plexauridae
Source: the annotation of a GenBank genome assembly
AUGCGUCAUGAACUGGUAUUGGGUAUUGUUAAAAGUAUAUCUGGCGAACCAAACAACGCAAUUUCAAUGGAUGAUUUGAUGUUGUUUGCCAACGUACUCGAGAAGAAUUGCUCUACAUUCAUGAGCCAGAAAGGCGAUUUUCCGUCAAACAAGUUAAAAAAGUAUUUAUCUCCUCCCGUUUCGACAUGUAUUAAUUGUGACAAAAAGUUAUCAAUGCGCAAUAACCCAUCAUCUGCGAUUCUUUUCACUUUAAACGAUCCUGUUUGUUGUCGGAAAGUGUCUUUAGAAUGCAGAGAUUGCUCGAUCAAGUAUGGAGUGUGCAAGUACUCUGAUGAACAUGGUGCUCGAUACUACCAGAGUCAUUUGACGCUUGAUAUCAUUGAAGUAAGCAACGUGACAUACAUCCAUAAGGACUUAUACAAAUGGAUGCCAUCUUUAAGGUAUCAUUUUUUCUCAUAUACUUCUUAACAGUUUUACAAACCAUUUAUAUAUAUUUAACCGAUACAAUUAAAUAUUUCCAAUAUAAAUGGAUUCAUGCAUAACAAACAAUUCGUGAUUAAUUUACAAUUAGGAUACAUGUUCAUGUAUUGUUACAAUAUGACCUAGCUCAUAGAUUGGAUUUAAUUAUAAAUUAUGCACUUAAAGUAACAACACUGGACUAGUCAAAACUACGCGCGUAUAGUGGUGCAGAAAUUUGGUAAAAUUGGUGUCGAAAAUCUUAGAAGCCUUUUAAUAAACGUCCUAUAUUUAGUUUUUUGCGAUCUUUCUAACGAUACAGGUGAUAUUUGGUAAAAGUAAGACAUUGAAAUUUCACAAAAUUUUGUGGCUACCAGGAGCUAAUCUGUAAUGCCCUAUAGCCAAAAAAAUCUUGGCUUAGGUUAUACCCUAACAUGCCAAGUUGUGUGCUUGUAUCAUCAAAUGCACAAUUUUGCCACCAAUCUGCUACACUAUUAGCCUGCCCCUGAACAUAGGUAGGGCACAUAGGCUAGGCACAUGGGGGAUCAUUGCCAGUUAAUGGGUUUAAAAUAUGAUGCAGGGCAUAAUAUCAGCCUUCAAUUCUGAUGUGUUUUUGUGAUUUAUUUUACAGCAAUCAUUGUUGGGUAUCAUUCAGUGGCUUUGCUGAGGCCUACAAUGAAAUUUACCAGGAAGAAAUAAAGUUGUAUUCCUCACUUGUAGAUGGUUAGUGUUCACUUACAACUUAGUGGAUUUAUUGGCUAAUUUUUUUAUUAAUUUUGUUUAAUUUCAAGUACGAGUAUGCAGCCUUUGUUCCUUCUAAAAUGUACUGCACUCAAAUUUAUCUAUACACUCAACCCUAGUACCAUUAUGAAACCAGUUCUAAUAUAACUGGUGUGGCAUCAAUAGAGGUACCUAGUGGGAGUGAAAAUGAAGUACAGUAAUCAGAAUUAUAAGAAACACAUAAAACUAAGACACUGACUCAAACAAAUAUAUAUGCACAUUGCCACAUAAAGGGUUAACACCAAAUUUAAUAUAAAAGACGUGCAUCAAUUAACUGGCAAGUUUUUAGUAUAAUGCAGAUUUUAGUAUGUCACAGAAAUCCACUCCCUCCCCCUUUUGCCUUUCCCAAAUGGGUGAAAUAAACUUAGCAAUUUCUCCUGGAUCCCAGAGGACAUUUGCCUCUAAUAUCCCUUAUAUCCAUCCUGUUUCUCCUUGAAUGUCCCAGGGUUGUACCCCCAGGGAUGGCCAAUGAUAGGUGCAUUAUAUGAAAAAAUAUGUACUUAAAGAGGGGCUCUACAGUAAUUUUUUAGUCAAGUAAGUAUUGUUUACAUUUUUUUGUUAUUGUUGCUACUUGACAUGCACAUCACGGCAUGCAUGUGUCUUCCGGUGUGCGAAAGUACUCAUACUCAUGGGUACUGCAUGUAAGAUACAGCCAAACGAAUCUCCAUGGAGUCCCCUACUUAAGGUGGCUUUUCGACUAAAAAUGAUUGUAGGGCCCCUUUAACAUCCCAAAUAUGAUAUAUACUGUAAAUUUAUUAACAGAAAAGAAAUCCAGCAAUGAAGAGAGUCAUUGUUUCAAUGAUGGUUAAAAUGAUGAUGGUGAUAAUAAUAAAGGUUACUAAUGAAACAAUAUGAUCAAUUGAAAAUAUUCUUAUGAUUUUGAUACAAUAUCAGACAUCUGAAAACAAUUAUGAAAAUAUUGAUAUUUGCACAUUUUGGAAAGUCCUGUAUGCCUAAUUGUGAAUUAUAUACUAAUUAACUAUGUACCCUAUUUUCAGUUUUGACCUAUUUUGUGUCUUCACAUUUUCCUAUUUACUCAACUGGUCUUUGCAUUAAAGGCAUUAAAGGCCACUAGGUACUAGUUUGUCUGUAGCUUUCAAGUGUUUUACAUAACAUACAUAAUUUAACCUAAGAUGAAAAUCAUUACAUUAGAUCUUGACAUAUACUUUUUAUUCUUAAUUAGGUAUUCUUCCUGGAGAGAUGUCUGCAAAAGCAAUUGCUAAAUGCUUCUGGAACCAUGAGACAGAAUUAGAGCUUGACAUUCAUGGGUUACGGGAGGAAUGGCUUUUCAAACCUGAGAAAAAUGGUUCCCUUACAGGCAAUGUAGAUGAAGUGAUGGAAUAUGUUGACAAAAGUCGUUGUGGGGAAUUGUAUGCUCAUAAAUGUUCAGCUAGUUGUCAAGAGAAAGGUAGUUAAAAAAUUAUACAAGUAUACAAUUUUAAACCUAAGCAGGAGCAGUUUUGAAAAAUACAAAUAUAGGCCCUCUGGUAGGACUUUAACAUGUAGAAUUGCAGGGCCGCACAAACACCGACUAUGAUAGAAUAAGCUCACCAUCCAUAUCUUUCCAUCCUUAAAAAUUUACAAUCACUCUAGGAUGUGGGAAGCUCUAUGUUGCUGAUGGCAACUGGAAGCUUAGAUAUGCUCACUGUAUGUGGAAAGUGCCAGUUGAGAUUGAAGGUUUUGGUAGUGUAAACUAUCCCAGAAUCUGUCCUCUUUCACCACAACGAGGCCAUGCCUUCCGUGGGGACCACUGUAAGAAGGCUCAGGUCUUGGGAUAUCCAACAAAGACAAAAUAAUUUUUUGAAAGAUGUGGAAUUGUGGACUCAACUGUGGAAGAAGGUGAUUUUUAAUUGUUAACCAUUACCCAAUGAGCCUACUUUAAUAUAAUAUUUUACUUUGUCCAAUGCCAGACAAUUUUACUCAUCAAUGGAAUAAUACUGGCAGUUAACAUUUCCUCGAGAAUACAAAAAAUCUCCCUAUUACAAAAUUUGGCAGGGUCACAACAACAGCAUAUUACCAAAUAGUGUGGGCCCAAAAAUAAAAUUCCCAGUAGUAAAAUUCCUCAAUUCCUGCAUGUAUUCAGUAUAUUGGACAUUAUGUGUAUGUUGAAUUUUGGUCUAGGAUAUUAUAAAUAAUAUUUGAAUUCUAUUUUGUUGAAAAUAUGCUUCUUUCUGUCAGUUCACUCUAAAAUUCUUUAAUAGGAGUGAGGUAGGAUGGCUGAUUCUAGGCAUGCUGUACAAGUUUUUACUAAAUCUAUUUUUUUCAGCAUUGGAUGAAAUGUCUUCAAAACCUUUAUUGUCAGGUUUGAUUAAAAUUGCAAUUUCUAAAUUUUGCUGCUUGUCCAUCAACAAAUUUUCAGAACACCAGUUUAAAUAAUUAAUGUAAUUAUCAAAUAGCACUCCACUCUCCAGUCUAGUACCUUUAUCUGAUGCUAAAGUCAAACAGAGCAUUUUAGAAACAUUUUUUUGCAUGAUUUUUGGUAAAUGAGUAAAAGAAAUGCUAUGCCUAUAAACGGCAAUUUGUUGUGAUCAUUCUCUUGGUUACUUGAAGUACUGUAUAUGGUAAUUGAGUGAGAAGACUAUUAUGAAUACUUAAUUGUUAGUACGCUUUCAGUUUUAUGCUCUAUUUGUAGAUGUCUCAUUUGAAGCUGUCAACAAUUACCUUGAUACUGUUGCAAAGUAUUCAAGUCCAUCAAGCAAGAAUCUGGCUAAUGCUACUACGUUUCAAGGUACCGUACUGUAAAGUGUAAUAUUUUAAGGCAAUGUUUGAUAUGGAUGAAGAUGAUUUUCAGACUAUUAGCCAUGUCACAUCACAUGCUUCUUUCAGGAACAGAAGAAUUUAUUGCAAAAAAUCCAAAUUUCUUGGAAAUCAAAGACGCAGGAGAAAAAGCAGCAGGUUUUAUUUGCAAUAAGGACACAGGUGGAUUGAAAACCUUCCACUUUUAUAGUCAGCGCGGGUGGACAUAUAGAAUACUGGCAACCUUUGUACAGGUACUGUACAAUGGAACUAAAUACCGUCAAACAUUUUAGGAAAAUAUGGGAUAAAAAAGCAUUGAUCUUAUGCACUUGUCAUCGGAGACACCACCCCCCGGACUUAGAAUUGUAAACAUGCAAAAAUAUGUAGGUGCGGUCAUAGCCGUUUACAGCAGUGGUGGUGAUUCCACAGUUUGGUGAGUUCCGUAUUAUUUUCCAUGUUUGAAACUUUUAAUUGAUACAUUGUUCUAGAAGGGCCUUUUGCUUGCCCCUAUGGCUGGGGUUUGUCUUUCAGUUGCUAAAAAGGUCUAUGACUAUAGCCCAUGUUUCCCUGUGGUGGGGGUUUCCCAUAACAAGUGCAUUAUACUGUAUAUAGAUCAUGUGACUAAGUCAAACCUCUGGCCAUUAUUUUUGUUGUUUUAGAUCGGAGUCGCCAACGCAAGCGUACCUCAUAACAAUUUUGUGGCUUUAUGGAAAAUUUAAACAUUUAAUUGAUGCUGGAUGGAGCGACGAUGCUAUUCGUGAUGAGCUAUCAUCAAUAGUCCUGGCUUAUGACAACAUGUGCCAUCUCGAUGGCUUGCUUGUUUCAAAAAGGAAGUUACCUCUUCCCAAACCAUUUGACGAGGCUUGGGAAUGCAUUGGAAAAUGUAUUGACCGUUUACACUUGCGUAACCACGUUGAUCCAAAAUGUAAGGAGCUGUAUGAUCCAGAUGACAAAGUCCCCAAGGGCUACAACACAAUGGCUUGCGAACAAACAUUCAUUUGGGCAAGUAGGUACAAGAGAGUCAUGUGUGCUAUGCCUCACCUUCACCAGUUUUUCUUUUUACAUCGAGUGGUACAAUACAGGAACAGAUACACAGAAAUAUGUCAUGAAAACCGGAAAAUAGCAAUCCUCCCCAAGAAAUAA